Molecule: messenger RNA, 576 nt
Organism: Diutina rugosa
Lineage: Eukaryota; Fungi; Ascomycota; Pichiomycetes; Serinales; Debaryomycetaceae
Exons: 1
Coding region: 1-576 (191 amino acids)
Molecular function (GO): peptidyl-tRNA hydrolase activity
Source: RefSeq, a predicted model, not a curated record
AUGACGGUGGUGGUGUUUUCUAUUGGCAACCCAGGCCCUUCGAACCGUCACAGUGUCGGUCAUCAGGCCUUGGCACAGCUAUCACUGCAUGCCAAACAGCUCACAAAGCAUAAAUUGUACUCGCUGGUGGUGGAUAGCGAUGGCACAGUGUUUGCUCGAUCAGGCAGCUAUAUGAACGAAAGUCAGCGGGCAUUUGAUGCUAUGAUCAAAGACAACCGAAUCAAUUUGGCUCAUGAUGCGAUAUUCGUCGUGUUUGACGACUUUGAGCUUGCCCUUGGGAAAGUGAGAUUGGCAGAGUUUAAAAAGAAUGAGAGCCAUAACGGCGUCAAAUGCAUUCACCAUUGGCUUCAGCAACAAGGAUUGGACCAUAACGUGUACAAGUUGGGUAUUGGCAUUGGGCCCAAGCCCCAGAAUGCCUCAAAAGAUACAAUGGCAGCGUGGGUACUUUCCGAUUUUAAACCAGAGGAAAAGCUACGACUUAAAGAGGAAGUGUGGCCAAAAUUGCAUCAGGCACUCGAAGCGAUUGGCGAUGGUGAAUCAAUCAACUGCCAAGCCAUUACUAAGCAAAUCAAUUGA